This is a messenger RNA of Vigna radiata var. radiata (mung bean), 1089 nucleotides long. RefSeq lists its product as uncharacterized. Lineage: Eukaryota; Viridiplantae; Streptophyta; Magnoliopsida; Fabales; Fabaceae. The record is from RefSeq and is a predicted model, not a curated record. The coding region runs from base 1 to 1089 and encodes 362 amino acids. The transcript is spliced from 7 exons.
AUGAGUACUGCAAGUCUUGGAGUUCAUUGUAUUCAAGAUACACUCAAAGAAGAUAUGGAACUGGAACAACAACUAAAUCUCAUUAAUAAGCCUUCUAUCAAAGUUAUUCAGACAAAAUAUGGAGACAUUGUUGAUUGCAUUGAUAUUAAUAAACAACUAGCAUUCGAUCAUCCUUUAUUAAAGAAUCAUAAAUUACAGAGAAAACCCAGUUUUCGAAAUCCAGUUAGAAAAACUAGUAUGAAGAAUGUAAGAGAUAAACACAUAUUUGGACUCGACAAAGACCAAUGUCCUAAAGGAACUAUUCCUGUCCGAAGAACAACAAAAGAAGAUUUGAUUCGUGAAAAAGGUUUAUUAAAUAAUAGUAUCUUUGUUCAAGAUAUUCCUGGUGUUCAUCUUGCAGAGGUAGCUCUUUCUUCAAAAUUUAGUCCAUAUUAUGGAGUGAAAGGAACAAACAGUAUUUAUAAUCCAAAAGUUACUAAGAGUCAAAUGUCCCUUUCUCAUGUAUGGGUUCAAAACGGACCUUUUAACAAAAUCAGUCUUGGAUGGCAUAGAGACAAUUACGAUCAGACGGGAUGCUACAAUCUUAAAUGUCCAGGUUUUGUUCAGACUCAUGGUGCUAUUUUUGUUGGUGCACCUUUUACAAAUGUAUCUUCUUAUGGAGGACCACUUGUUGAUUUUCUCAUUUCUAUUAAUCAGGACCCUUUAACUAAAAAUUGGUGGUUACGUGUAAAAGAUUCUUAUAUUGGAUAUUUUCCUAUAAAAUUGUUCUCCGGCUUGGAUUCCGCAGAUAAAGUAGGGUGGGGUGGAAGAACAUUAACUCCUAAAGGUUCUAAUAGUCCUCCAAUGGGAUCUGGACAUUUUCCUGAUAUGCACUUUCAUCAUGCAAUGAUGGGAGUUUGCACAUUGAAGCCACAAAAGGCAAACCCCUACGCGCUUCGCGAAGCGGAAGCCAACCCUUCGCAAAUCCCAAAAGCCCCACUUAGUCCCGCCGCAGUUCAUGGUGUGAGCACAUACUGCAGAUGUCUUUGGCUUGCUGCUCUACAAGCUGCCGCAGCAAUGGCCCUUGAACUGGGUGACAGGGGUUUUUGA